Molecule: messenger RNA, 2596 nt
Organism: Menidia menidia (Atlantic silverside)
Lineage: Eukaryota; Metazoa; Chordata; Actinopteri; Atheriniformes; Atherinopsidae
Source: the annotation of a GenBank genome assembly
AUGUCUUGUCUGACCUAUGAGAAACCCCUGAUGGCGGCCUGUGUGCUGUGUCGCCGGGUUCCCAGGCUGCUCUACCUCCCAGGCUGGAGAAAGGGUUCUGCGCAGGCUCAACAGAUGUAUGUUAAACUGGAAGACGAGGCUGAUGAUCAGGAGGACAAGAAAGGAGUGUUGUCACACCAGAAAGUCGCUCCCCACGGAGAGUACAAGCUGCAUUACAGCCCUUCAUCUUAUCCACAAUCUGUAAGAACCCCCACAAACUCUCCCAACCAAAUAGAUCAUGAUGAAGAUGAACACUAUCUAUCUGCCCAAGCACCAUCCCUCUGGCAACUGGGCAAUCGCUACAGUGUUAGUUGCUCGAGGCAUCUUUCAAGCACAAAGAACACACUACUUGACUUGGCUUUCAGUAAAGUCCCUGAACCUGAGCAAUCGCAGCAGAGGAAGCCUAUAGCACCAGAUGUUAAAGUAGACUCUCGUGCUUUCCAUAAAUGCCGGCCAGAGUACGCCUCUAUGACACUUGACCUCACCCAACAUCCUCAAUCAAUUGAAUGGAUGGAGGUGUUGCCAAUUCUUCAAAAGAUAACGGUUUUAAAGGGCAGAAUGAAGCCACACGAUGUGUCACAGUUUUUUGUGGAACUCAGCAGGUUGCACUCAGACAAGAUGUCCCUGGUGAGAAGCGACCAACGCUUCACCAUGCUCCUCCGAUGUUCUGUGGAGCACAUCCGCGUCUUUUCUCAGCCUCAGUUAUUGGACGUGCUGCGGUCGUUUGUCUGGCUGCAGAUGCCGUCUUCUCACACCGUGCUCGACGUGUACGAGGCUGAGCUGUGUCGCCGGGCCGACCAGAUGAGCUUAGAUCAGCUGCUGUUCGCGGCUGACUUGUGGCGCUGUAUCGGAAAGCAGGUGCCACAGUUCUUAAAGUGUGUCUAUGAUGUAUUCCACCUGCAUAUGGAUCAAGUGGGAGUCCCUGAGCUGGUGCAGCUGCUCUAUAUAAUAGGAGAGGGUAGGCACUGCCCAAAAGACUUCAUCCAUCCUCUGGUGCAACUUCUCAUGCGUCAUUUACAGCAGCUGCACCCUGAGGAGGUUGGCACUGUUUGUCUGGGGCUCUUUAAAUCCCAAACGUCAAUACCUGAGGUUGCAGUGCCUCGUAUUGUUGACAGGGCACUCUCGCUUGUGAAAGAGAUGAGUGACUUUGCUAUGGUGAAUGUGCUGAAAUACCUGCGUUUCAGUUAUCUUUUUCAUAGGCAGUGGCUGGAGGCCAUGGCCCAGGAAGUUCCUCAGCGGGCCCACAGGAUGGGUGUCAAAGGGCUGAUGCAUGUGGCCCUGAGUUGUUCAGCUCUUCAUUACCGUAACGAUUCCAUUCUCACCGCUGUCGCUGAGAGAAUUCCCUCACUAGUGCCACACUGCCGGAGUAAAGAUUCAAGCAAACUCCUCUGGGCCUUUGGCACCCUAAGGUUUCUCCCUGUUCAGAGUCCAAGUUUCUAUUCAAGUCUUACAGAAGCCCUUAGGCAGAGAAAAGGAGAAUUCCAGCAGUACCCAGAGCACCUGCUUACUGGCCUCUUAGGUUUAGCCUUCGUUUCUCAGUUCCCACAGGACCUUGUUUCAUUAGCCUUGAGUCCUGACUUUGUCAACCUGGCUCUGAAAAACACACAGAUGGAGCUGAAAAAAGACUUGUUCACUUUAGAUGGAGCUGUGGCUCUGGAGUUGCCUCAGUGGGAAGGCCCACGGUUAAGCUGUGAAAUGAGGGAAGAGGCGGCAGAUAUGCUGUGGAAAUUUGCACAGUCGGACGUGUGUCAAAGAGCAGAUGUCACCGAGGCAGAAUCUGCUCUGCAAGACCUGCUGGGAGGAGAGAGGUUUGUGUGCAAGAGAAUGAUUCUGCCUCACACGCGCUCCAUCGACCUCGAAAUACAUUUGGAUUCCAAUGGACAGCCCAUACCUGUGAACCCACCACCUACGGAACAGAGCUCAUCCACAUCUCCUCCUCUUCAAGGCUGGGAGAAUUUAAGUACGGGAGUGACAAUUACAGAUGAACUGUUAGCACAGCUAAUGAAUACCAAAAGCAGCACUGCUCCAUCCUCUGCUGCUAAACCCAAAUCCCUCCACAGAUUACCUCCUGAUGAAGGUGGAAGGCUGUUUGACUCCGUGCUCGACUUAACCAGCGAUCUUAUAGAGACUCUUGCCAAACCCGUGACCCAAGACUCAACUCAACAGGACUCUAAGGGCUCCGUCAAAGUGGCCAUUCAGGUCCCGGGCAGAAACCACUACUGCUCCCCGUCGCAGCAGCUGCUUGGACUUCAUGCCAUGAAGAGGCGGCAUUUAAAGAUGGCGGGUUUCAGGGUUGUAGAGCUGAGCCACCAGGUGUGGUCCCCGAUGCUGAGGAAAAGCAGGGCGGAGAAGCUGGCGUAUCUCCACUGCAAGAUCUACGACAGUCUGCAGUGACAGGAAACACUGACGGGUCACAUGUUGGCUUCAAAAUACUGAACGGAAAUUUUACGAGGCAGAUGUUUUAGUCUCCCUCCAACACACUUGCUUUGCACAUGUUUAGUUGUAAAAUCUAUAAUGUUAUUUUCAAAAUGUGAAAAUAAAUUUUUUUAAUACUUUA